UGGGGCGAGAUGCGGUUCAGUGUGUGUGUGUGACUGUCUGGGUUAACACACCAACCGUCCCUCGACACACUGUUAACUUUAUUUAGUAAACCCAGAAACCCUCCAUCAUGGACCUGGACCCGGCCGUCAUCAUCCCCGCCAUCAUUUUCACCGUCGUCGCCAUUUAUUUCGCUUCUUCGUACCUGAACAAGAAGGCCGAUUCCUCCGGCUCCGCAGCCGGGAAGAAGAAGCCUAAAGUCGGCUACGGAGACGACGUCCCCCCGUCCAGAGCUCUGGCUCCGCGGCUCCAGGCGGAGCAGAUCCCUGUUAAGGUUGCCCCAGAGCCGGUAAAAGCACCAAAACCUGUUCCUGAACCAGUAAAAGCACCAGAACCUGCACCAAAGCCGGUAAAAGCAGCACCAGAACCUGCACCAGAGCCGGUAAAAGCACCAGAACCUGCACCAAAGCCGGUAAAAGCAGCACCAGAACCUGCACCAGAGCCGGUUAAAGCACCAGAACCUGCCCCAGAACCGGUAAAAGCACCAGAACCUGCCCCAGAGCCGGUAAAAGCACCAGAGAUUGUACCAGAACCUGAACUUGUCCCAGAAACAGUUGCAACACAAGAACUAGCUGCAGUACCCGAACCUGUGUCCGAACCUGAACCUGUCCCAGAGCCAGCUGCAGUCCCAGAACCUGCAUCUGAACCCGAACCCGAGUCCAAACCUGUCCCAGAACCAGAGCCAGAGCCAGUCGCAGUGCCUGAUCCAGAGCCUGUGGCCGAGUCCGAACCUGAAACUGUCGAGGAGGUCUUACCUGAGCCGACCCCUGAACCUGCUGUAAAGCAUUCACCAGAACCGGAACCAGAGACCGUCCUAAACAACGAUGUGGCUGCAGCAGAAGAGAAAGUGACGUUCAGCCCGGGAAAGAAGCGGAGCAAGUUUGAGACGCUGAUGACGAAGGAGGAGAUGGAGGAGGAGCAGAGGGUGCAACAGGAGCAGCUGGCAGCCAUCUUCCAGCUGCUGCGGGAGAACCAGGAGGCGCUGGGGGGGGUGACGGAGGGAGACAUGGAGGAGCAGCUGAAGCUCUACUCCCUCUGACACGGACAACAUUUUAGUUUAAAAUGUAGACGUCAGGGCCAUGGGCUCAUGUAGCAACUCUAAGUGUUGCAUUGUGGUGUAUAUUUUAUUAUGAGAGGAAAAGACAAAUACAUAAAUUACACCAGUAUUUUAAUAUUUCAGUGUAAUGUACUCAUAAAAUGACUUUUUAGUCGUAGUAUUAAAACUUCUCAACAAUUACGACUUUAUUCUCAAAAUGUUCAAACCAAAGAUUCAAAAAUUCCGCUUUUACUAUUUUCUUGAAAUUACUUUUACUUUCUUUUUAAUAUUGUAAAAAAAAAACUUGAAAUGUUUCGACCUUAUUCUCGUUAAAACAUUAACGCUAAUGUGCCGCCGUAGGCUUUCUUGUUAAGAGAAUAAUUUAUAUAUAUAUAAUAUGUUCUCUGGUAGUUGCUGUUUAAUAGCUGCUUCUGUGUGUUUAUCAACUUUGAGUUUUAUUUUGAAAUGAAAAUUUUUUAUGACAAUAAAUAUGUAAAUAUAAAACAUCUG
Molecule: messenger RNA, 1583 nt
Organism: Sander lucioperca (pikeperch)
Lineage: Eukaryota; Metazoa; Chordata; Actinopteri; Perciformes; Percidae
Product: FILIA-N KH-like domain-containing protein
Exons: 6
Coding region: 108-1076 (322 amino acids)
Source: RefSeq, a predicted model, not a curated record